AUGCCCAAUCAUCCUUACUACCCAUUGGAUGCCAACGUGGUGGGCUAUCAGCCCAACCAGACUCCCGUCCUCGAACUCAUCCUAUCCGCUGGUGGAGCAUGCACCGUUCUUCUCGGUGUGACUUUCGCGUUGGCGAGCUAUGUACGACCGAAGCUGCAGCUAGCGGAUCGCAUUGCCAUCCUAUGGUUUGUCCUCUCUGGCAGCCUGCACUGCUUCUUCGAGGGCUAUUUCAUGAUCCACCAUGACCACAUGGCAUCAGCCCAAGACCUCUUCGGGCAACUGUGGAAGGAAUAUGCCCUGUCUGAUUCCCGCUAUAUGGUCUCGGAUACCCUGGUCUUGUGCAUGGAGACCAUGACCGUACUUCUGUGGGGGCCACUUUGCUUCGUUGUUGCAUACUUGACCGCAACCAGGCAUUCUCUGCGCCACCCCAUCCAGGUCAUUGUGUGCAUGAGCCAUCUUUACGGCGACACACUGUACUAUGCGACCAGUCUGUUUGACGAGUAUGUCCACGGACGCCCGGUUUCCCGCCCGGAGCCAUAUUACUUCUGGCUUUAUUAUUUCAUGAUGAACUUUAUCUGGAUUGUCGUUCCAGCCUGUAUGUGCCGUGCAGCCUGCGUUGUGACCGUUUUGCUGAUCCGUUCUAGACUACCUGUACCAAAGCAUCACCACCAUCUCGGCAGCGUUCAAGCGGCUGGAACAGAAGAAGACCAACUAGUGUACCACCUUCGUCAUCGAUGGGGGGCAGUGGAGCAUUAG
Molecule: messenger RNA, 756 nt
Organism: Penicillium olsonii
Lineage: Eukaryota; Fungi; Ascomycota; Eurotiomycetes; Eurotiales; Aspergillaceae
Source: the annotation of a GenBank genome assembly